AUGUUAGAUAGAUUACCUAAAGAAGUGGUCUCUAAGAUUGCUCAUUCUUUAGCUCAGGAGGAUAAAGUAUCAUUAACAUAUGUUUCAAAAAACGUUUAUGAAAGUAUUAUACCGUCAUUGUACCAAAACCUUUUUUUAAAUGAAAGAUAUUAUUUCCCGAGCGAUUUAGAUAAUUCUUUAGGAACACAUAAAUGGUCAAUAUUGUAUUUUAAAUAUGUGCACGAAACUUCAGAGAAAGGUGCAAAUCAGAAUCAAAAAUCUUUGGCAAAAUUAAAGUUUCAGCAUUUAGUCAGAUCUCUCAGAGAAUCACCUGAAAAGUUAUGUCCUUUGAUUCAAUGCGUCCAUUGUACGUGGCACUUAGAUGAAGAUAUUAUGGCCGAAUUCAUUUCCUUACUAAAUAAAUAUGAUCAUAAUUUGACCAGAUUCGAAAAUUUCAUUAGGGACAAAAUAUCGAAUCAGUUGGUUCAUCAUUCAUAUUCAUUGCAAACUUUGACAUUGCCACCACCAAACAUUUUACCAUUGAACCAAAGCGCAGAUCUAAAAUACUUUGAAAGAACGCAAAGUUUACUGAAAAGUUAUAAUUUGAGUCAAAUCAAAGAAUUAAAUAUUCAUGUAAAUGCUUGCAAAUUUUUCCCUAAGUUAAACCCACCCUUAAACAUUGAAAGUCUUUGUUUAAAUUUAAGACCAGACACAUGUCAGAGCGAUAAAAUCAGUCAUAUCAAAUAUUCUGAUAUUUUUGAUAUAAACAGUUUGAAAGAAUUAGAAGUAUUAUCAUGGUAUGGCGAAUAUGAUUCUGAUAUUGAUAUAUAUGAAUUAUGGAAUUUAAGGGAAUUUCUCUCAUUUAAAAAUAUAGAAAAUUUAUCAUUCUUUUCCCUUUUUGCAAAUAUGGAUUACAUUAAGGACUGUAUAAUGAAGUUUAAUAAGUUAAGAAGACUCAAAGUUGACUUUAUGUUUGAGGUACCUAUGGAAAAGUCAGUUAUUGAUCUUAUGGCUAUAACACCGUGCCAUAAGAAUAUAGAAUAUUUGGAUAUCAAAUUUACUGAAUUGAAUCAGUAUCCUUUACUAUCUAUAGAUGAGGGUGAUGAAUUAUCACAGUUUAUCAUAAAUAUGAGCUGUCAAUGCGAUGCUUGCCAAGACACAUUAAAUAACAUCAUACUAUUCAAAAUUUUCCCCACCAAUGAAUCAUACUUGAUCAAAGAUUUUAAUGACAUUGAGAAAAGAAACUUUAUUUUACAGAUGUUUAAAUUGUACCCUAUUGUUCCAUACUCACAUUAUUUUGAUAUAUAUCCUAGUAUAGGGUUCUACUCAAGGCCCAUUGAAGAGUUUGUGAAAACUUUGAACUAUUUGCUAGGUUACGAUAAUAAACCAAAUAAUGAUCGAUAUGUGACAUGCGAAGAUGUUAUUAAAUUAUACCAUAGUUAUAUCCAUUCUCUAAAAAAAACUUUAGAUUAUUUCAUUAUAAGAUUCCCUAAUUUAAAGUAUUUAACAAUCAAUGAUUUACCUACUAUGAUUAUUCAAUACGAUGAACAGCAAAGAUGUAAUAUUCCAAUAUUUCAUAAUCAUAAUUAUAAAAGUAAUCAAGUGUAUGAAUUAAUUAAUAACGAAUCAUUAUUUGAAUAA
Arxiozyma heterogenica is the source of this 1620-nucleotide messenger RNA. RefSeq lists its product as uncharacterized. Lineage: Eukaryota; Fungi; Ascomycota; Saccharomycetes; Saccharomycetales; Saccharomycetaceae. Bases 1 to 1620 code for a protein of 539 amino acids. Gene Ontology annotation, molecular function: protein binding. The transcript has a single exon. The record is from RefSeq and is a predicted model, not a curated record.